AUGACGCGCGCAGCCCGCCUGUUGGCGGUGCUGGGCUUGGCCCUCCUGGGAGCGGCCAGCGCGCGCCCCCACGGGCGCCAUGUCCUGCAGAUGGACGGCCACGCGCACGACGACACCGGUAUGGGCGACGGGCACAUGCACAUGGGCGGCGAGGCGCGCGACCUGUCGCACGAGUGCUACUCGAAGCCCUCGGACACAGCUUGCCGAUCCUUCUCCCCGACGGAGUCCGAGAUCGCCGCGGACCUCAGCGCGCUGUGCACGGACCCCGAGACGUCGAUGCCUUGGAUGAUCGGCUGCGGGCUGAAAAGCCAGUGCGACUCCGGCGCCGCGAGUGGCCCCUACUGCGCCCCUUUCAGCCUGCUGGCGAACCUCUGCUACGACAUGCCGGGGAUGACCGGCUGCGAGCGCUUCCGUGCGCUGUGCUCGGACCCGCGGAGCGUCGUCUCGGCGUGCACGACGCACCCCGCGCUCCCGAGGGUCCUCACCACGAAAGAGACACAGGAGGCGAUUCUCGAGAUGUGCGACGACCACGGAAUGCCCGGAUGCGAGGACUGCACUGGCAUGAUGGCGCAGUGCCCCAACACGCUCAGCACCAUCAGCCAGCUGUGCCUGGGGAUGCCUGGCAUGGCAAACUGCCAGCCCUUCCAGGCGAUGUGCUCGCAGGCGUCGUCCGCGUUCCCGUCCGUGUGCGGCACCGAGCGCUCGUCGGCCCUCCCGCCCAUGCGGAUGUACUUCCACGCCUCGCUCCGCGACAUCGUCCUGUUCCGGUCGUGGGUCCCCAGCAGCGGCGGGACGUACGCCGCCACGUGCUUCGCCAUCCUCGCCACGGGCGUGAUCAUCCAGCUGCUGCGCGCCUCGCGCGUGUGGCUCGAGCUGCGGUGGAAGCGCGACCGCGUGUCCGCGUGGCGCGCCCUCGACGGCAAGACCACCAACCUGAUGGGCAACGGCUGCGGGUGCAACUCCUCGGGCUCCCCGCGCACGAACGCGACGCCCCAGCGCAGCCGCAUCAUCAGCACGACGCAGCUCCGGCAGAACGCGAUCCGCGCCGGCAUCGCAGCCGCGGUGGUGGCGCUGGACCUCGCGAUGAUGCUCGUGGCCAUGACGUUCAACGUCGGGCUCUUCCUGUGCGUGGUGGGCGGGUACGCGCUGGGCGUACUGCUGUGCUCGCACCUGAACGACGACCUCGUGAUGGUCACGCCCGGCCCGAACCACACGGGCAACGGCGACGUCGUCACCACGGACCCACGCACCGCCGCGUGCGACGGCUGCGGCUGCUGCGACUGCUGA
Molecule: messenger RNA, 1287 nt
Organism: Pedinophyceae sp. YPF-701
Lineage: Eukaryota; Viridiplantae; Chlorophyta; Pedinophyceae
Source: the annotation of a GenBank genome assembly